Austrofundulus limnaeus is the source of this 2545-nucleotide messenger RNA. RefSeq names its product dynamin-1-like protein. The coding region runs from base 90 to 2138 and encodes 682 amino acids. Lineage: Eukaryota; Metazoa; Chordata; Actinopteri; Cyprinodontiformes; Rivulidae. The transcript is spliced from 18 exons. The record is from RefSeq and is a predicted model, not a curated record. Gene Ontology annotation, biological process: mitochondrial fragmentation involved in apoptotic process; intracellular distribution of mitochondria; peroxisome fission. Gene Ontology annotation, molecular function: GTPase activity; GTP binding; microtubule binding. Gene Ontology annotation, cellular component: membrane; microtubule; mitochondrion.
UUCCGGGGAGACAUUGAAUGACUUUGGCUGCAUCGCAAUAAAAAAUAUAUAUAUAAAUUGUCAGUUUAUUAUAAAUUGCAAAACCGAUUAUGGAGGCUCUUAUCCCCGUAAUAAAUAAGCUCCAGGAUGUAUUCAACACCGUCGGGGCGGAUAUCAUUCAGUUGCCGCAAAUUGCAGUUGUGGGGACUCAGAGUAGUGGAAAGAGCUCUGUGCUGGAGAGCCUGGUGGGCAGAGACCUGCUGCCCCGUGGGACUGGUAUUGUAACCAGGAGACCUCUCAUCCUCCAACUGGUCCAUGUAGAUCCUGGAGAUGCUAGGAAGAUCGAGGAUGGUGGCAGAGAUGCUGAAGAGUGGGGCAAGUUUCUGCACACUAAAAACAAGAUCUACACCGAUUUUGAUGAAAUACGGCAGGAAAUUGAGAACGAGACGGAGCGAGUGUCGGGUAAUAAUAAGGGAAUCAGCGACGACCCCAUUCACCUGAAAAUCUUCUCUCCUCACGUGGUCAACCUCACGCUGGUGGAUCUGCCUGGAAUCACAAAGGUACCUGUAGGCGAUCAGCCUAAAGACAUCGAAAUUCAGAUAAGAGAUCUGAUCCUGAAGCACAUCUCCAACCCUAACUGCAUCAUCCUCGCCGUCACGGCGGCCAACACGGACAUGGCCACGUCAGAGGCCCUCAAAGUGGCCCGGGAGGUGGACCCCGACGGCAGGAGGACGCUGGCUGUGGUGACCAAACUGGACCUGAUGGACGCCGGCACCGACGCCAUGGACGUGCUGAUGGGCCGGGUCAUUCCCGUCAAACUGGGCAUCAUCGGAGUCGUUAACAGAAGCCAGCUGGACAUCAACAAUAAGAAGUCGGUGGCCGAUGCAAUCCACGACGAGCACGCCUUCCUGCAGAAGAAAUACCCGUCUCUGGCCAACAGAAACGGAACCAAAUACCUGGCCAGAACCCUCAACAGGUUACUGAUGCAUCACAUCCGAGACUGCCUCCCCGAGCUGAAGACGCGGAUCAACGUCCUGGCGGCCCAGUACCAGUCCCUGCUCAGCAGCUACGGCGAACCCGUGGAGGACCAAAGCGCCACCUUGCUGCAGCUCAUCACCAAAUUCGCCACGGAGUACUGCAACACCAUCGAGGGCACGGCCAAGUACAUCGAGACGGCCGAGCUGUGUGGCGGAGCCAGAAUCUGUUACAUCUUCCACGAGACUUUUGGUCGAACGCUGGAGUCUGUGGAUCCUCUGGGAGGACUCACCACUAUAGACAUCCUGACAGCCAUCAGGAACGCAACAGGUCCGCGCCCGUCCCUCUUCGUGCCCGAGGUUUCCUUCGAGCUGCUGGUGAAGAAGCAGGUGAAGCGUCUGGAGGAGCCCAGCCUGCGCUGCGUGGAGCUGGUCCACGAGGAGAUGCAGAGGAUCAUCCAGCACUGCAGCAACUACAGCACGCAGGAGCUGCAGAGGUUCCCGAAGCUCCACGAGGCCAUAGUCGAGGUGGUGACCUCGCUGCUGAGGAAGAGGCUGCCCAUCACCAACGAGAUGGUCCACAAUCUGGUUGCCAUCGAGCUGGCGUACAUCAACACCAAACAUCCCGACUUCGCAGACGCCUGCGGGGUCAUGAACAACAACAUCGAGGAGCACAGGAGGAACCGGAUGAGAGAGCUGCCCUCUGCAGUUCCUCGAGACAAGGCCCCGGCAGCAGCAGGGUCCCAGGGCGAGCAGGACGGCACCGGCACCUGGAGGGGGAUGCUGAAGAAAGGAGAGGAUGCACCGGGAUCUGGACCAGGAAGUCCACUAAAAGGAGCUGUCAACCUGCUUGAUGUGCCCGUCCCAGUAGCUAGGAAGCUGUCGUCACGUGAGCAGCGAGACUGUGAGGUCAUCGAACGCCUCAUCAAGUCUUACUUYCUCAUCGUGCGCAAAAACAUCCAAGACAGCGUGCCAAAGGCAGUGAUGCACUUCCUGGUCAACCACGUGAAGGACAGCCUGCAGAGCGAACUUGUUGGCCAGCUCUACAAAUCGGGCCUCCUCAACGAUCUGCUGACAGAGUCGGAGGACAUGGCCCAGCGGCGCAAAGAAGCUGCCGACAUGCUGCAGGCACUACAACGAGCCAGUCAGGUGAUCGCUGAAAUUAGAGAAACACAUAUGUGGUGAAGAACAUCAUCUGUUUUCUCCAUUUAGAGAAGAAAUGCUCCACUUCAUGUUUAAACUUGAAGUUUUGUAUCAUGUUAGCUUAGAAGCACUGACUGAAUUUAUUUAACAUACUUGGUAUUAUUUAAAUACAGCAAUGCUGGUGCACACAAAAACUGUUUUUAUUUCCAUUUGUCCCCUUAGCUGCUACAUAAGAACAUGAAAUGCACUGAAUUUGAUGAUUAUUGUUCACAGGCAGGUUUUAUUUACAGUUAUUGAUGUUGUCCAGCGUCUCAUUUAAAGGUAGCUUUGUGCACUUUCCACACAAGACUGUAAAAUACAUAGAAGAUAAAUAUCUUGAUGCUGUUGUCAACAUUAAUUUAUGUUUACUGUGAACUGUGGCUCCAUAAACAAUCUUAUUCCAUAAAGAA